Molecule: messenger RNA, 1764 nt
Organism: Brassica napus (rape)
Lineage: Eukaryota; Viridiplantae; Streptophyta; Magnoliopsida; Brassicales; Brassicaceae
Exons: 6
Coding region: 1-1764 (587 amino acids)
Source: RefSeq, a predicted model, not a curated record
AUGGAGAAUCUGCCUCAAGAUGGUGAUGCCCUAGGGGGCAUUGAUCCAAGAGCUGAUCACCUUCGACCACAGCGCCAGCCACAACAUCCACCGCGCCAAGCUCGUGCCAUUGGAGCAUAUGAUCAACCUCACAUUAAUGAGAACAACAAGUAUCAUGGCCUUGCUGCUGAAGAUCCUUUUGAUCACUUGUGCAAGUUUGAUAAAUAUUGUGGCUUGUCCAAGACAAAUGGUGUUUCUGAAGAUGCUUUCAAGUUAAAGAUGUUCCCUUUCUCUUUGGGAGACAAGGCACACCAGUGGGAUAAGACUCUCCCAAGUGACACUGUCACUACUUGGGAAGAGUGUAAGAGAGCUUUCCUAGACAAGUUCUUCUCUACUUCAAGAACUGAUAAGAUCAGAAAUGAAAUCUUUGGUUUCAGCAAGGAGAGUUUGCUUAGCACCUUCUAUAGAGGAGCUCUACCACAGUGCAGAAACAGGCUUGAUACUGCCAGCAAUGGUUUCUUCUUGGGAAGAACUGAGGAAGAGGCAGAAGAGCUGGUAGAGAACAUGUCCAAGAGUGACUCGGUCUACAGUGAGGAGCAUGAUAGGGUCAACAGAAGUGAUGAUCAGCAGACAAAGAAAGAGAUCAAGUCCUUGCAAGAGAAGAUGGAUUUGCUUCUUUCCAACCAAGCUAAACAGGAACAAAUGAACUUUGUGGGUGGUCCUAGUCAAGAGGUUCCUCCUAAGGUCAAUGAGGUCGAUGGUUUGGAAGGCCAAGAAGAGCUAUGCUUCAUCAACAACAAUGGUACUUGGUACAUGAAGGAACCGAACUUUCAGUACAACAACUACCAACAAAGGUCUUACUCCAACAACCAACAAGGAGGAUACCAACCAAAGCAGAACACUCAGCAAGGGAGCUAUCAGCCGAGGCAAAACAUCCCUCAUGGUUUCAACAAUCACAACAAUCAGUCUACUCACGCUCAAGCAAGUUUUUCACAAGCUCCAGCUUCAGAUACAAGUGUGGAUGCAAUGUUCAAGAAACUCUUAGAUUUUCAGUUUGCUUCUAUGAACUCUCAGCCAACUCGACAACAAGGGUCAUUACCUGGAAAGCCAGAGCAAAAUCUCAAGGAACCAAUGAAAGCAAUCACCCUACGGAGUGGUAGAGAGUUGUCUCCAAGAGUUCUCACCAAGUAUGGUGAAAAACAAGGUGGGGAAGUGGCCAUCAACAUUGAUGAGGAAGUGGUGAUUGUAGAUGAGAAGGUUGAUGAAGAGAUUUUGGAAAAGAUUGUUGAAGCUAAGGGUAAAGGGAAGGUUGGAGAGGAGAAGAGAACAGUGAGACAUAGUGAAACAGCUACUCCAACGAAGGAAUCCUCUUUUGUUCCUCCUCCCUAUGAGCCAAAGCUGCCAUUCCCUGGAAGAUUCAAAAGACAGCUAUUGGAGAAGUACAAGGCACUCUUUGAGAAACAAAUGAGUGAAGUUCAGAAAGAGAUGGAGGGCAUGAUGAUCCUUACCCACGAGUGCAGCGCCAUUAUCCAGAGGUUAGAUGUUCCAAGGAAGCUAGUGGAUCCAGGAUGUUUCACCUUACCUUGUGCUCUAGGACCCAUGGUGUUUGAGCGAUCAGUGAAGAUUCCUGUUGGUAUCUUAGAAGACUUUCCCUUGAUGGUUGGUAACUUUGAGAUCCCUACUGAUUUUGUUGUGUUGGAGAUGGGGGAGGAAGCCCAAGACGCUUUGAUCUAUGGAAGACCAUUCUUAGCCACAGCAGGAGCUAUUGUGAAUGUUAGAAAAUGA